AUGGUCCAGGUCGGACAGUUCUACCAAGGCUCGAGACUUCUUCAGCCAUUAUGUGAUAUUAUUGGGCUUCCAGUCGACCAGAUCAAUUUCCUGGCCUGUUUCGUUAUAGCUUUUUCCAGCGGAGUAUUGAUGCGGAAGGCAAUCCCUGCAGGCAGGGACAGAGCAACACAACGGCAUGUCUUCGAGUUAUCGCUAGGCCUUGCCAUGGGCUAUUUCUGCUUCGGAUAUCAGCUGAUUCACCUAUUGCUCUACUCGACACUGCCUUACCUCCUGGUGCUGUACGGGCCGAGGCGUUCCUACCACACACUCGUCUUCACUGUUGCCUUUGCGUACAUUGUGAUAAUGCACUCCUAUCGAUUGUUCUAUGACUAUGGAGGGUUUUCCUUAGACGUCACCGGGCCUAUGAUGUUGAUGACACAGAAAGUAACUAGUGUAGCCUUUUCUGUACAUGACGGGAUGGAGGUCCCGGAUGAUAAACUCUCAGAUGAUCAAAGAAAAAACUGUAUCAGAGAGAAACCGUCCAUGUUGGAGUAUUAUAGCUACAUGUUUUCCUUUCACAACAUUAUGGCCGGCCCUCUCGUGUUUUACACAGACUACCUCAGCUUUAUAGACGGGUCUAGCACUAAAGUUCCGCCGCCGAAACAGGAUAAUAAUCACAACAGCAAGACGAGAGAACCAUCUCCAAAUGCAGCCAUAUUGGAGUCGUUUCUUAUUGCAAUGGUGUGUGGAUUCUUUACACUUAUAUCACCUAUCUACUACCCGAUCUCAUGGAUGGCAGACGACAAAUUUUUGUACGAAACCAAUAUCUUCUACAGGAACUUUUACAUGAUACUAGUGGUCAGUCUACAACGAUCGAAAUACUACUUUGCAUGGAAAUUAGGUGAGAUGUCCAACCUUGGAGCAGGACUUGGAUUUAGAGGAUAUGAUAAGGAAGGAAACGAGAAAUGGGAUUUGCUGACCAAUAUAAAAAUAUGGAAGUUAGAGACGUCUACAAGUUUGAAAGUGUUCAUAGACUCUUGGAAUUUAAAUACUGUGAUCUGGUUUCGACGCGUGAUAUAUGAACGGACCCCUCCCUCUGUGAAGACUCUAGCUGUGUUUGUAUGUAGUGGCGUCUGGCAUGGUCUUUAUCCCGGGUAUUACGUCACAUUCUUCUCUACGGCAUUUGCCGUCAUGGCUGCCAGACUGGUGCGAAGAAACAUCCGGAACUAUUUCCAGACAUCUGAGUCAAAGAUAUUUUUCUACGAUGGUGUAACAUUUAUAGCUACGAGAUUUGCCGGAGCUUAUCUGUUGGCCCCUUUCUGUUUAUUAGAAUUCACAGCAAGCAUCAAACUAUUGGUAUCUGUUGGAUUUCACGUGCACAUAUUGUCCGCUAUAGCGAUUUUAUGGUUUACUUUCAUUAAUCCAUCCAGGAAGAGAAAGGAAUGA
Ylistrum balloti is the source of this 1425-nucleotide messenger RNA. Its product is annotated as lysophospholipid acyltransferase 6-like. Gene Ontology annotation, molecular function: acyltransferase activity. NCBI's taxonomy places the organism in Eukaryota, Metazoa, Mollusca, Bivalvia, Pectinida, Pectinidae. Gene Ontology annotation, cellular component: membrane. Bases 1 to 1425 code for a protein of 474 amino acids. The transcript is spliced from 12 exons. Gene Ontology annotation, biological process: lipid modification. The record is from RefSeq and is a predicted model, not a curated record.